GGAGAACAAAAAGAGUUUUACCCACUGUCUCCUGCCUAUAGUUCUUCCGCUGCUUGAGCUGAUUGUCCUGGGCUUGGCUUUCCUGUGACUUCCUCCCUGCCUCAGGUAGAAACUGCGAAGACCAGCUUCUGCAGACAAGUACUUCCCAACCUUUGCACCUUUGGACUGUUCUACCCUGAUCUGGCUCCCCUUUCACAUUCUGCCUGUCUGGGAAAUUAUGAGCAAAGACAGCAACGGUAAACAAUUGACAUCUAGCAGCCACAAGGUUUUGUAAAGAUCAGGUCUGUACAGCAUCCAAGACACAACAAUGGCUUUAUCUCUGGAAGAAUUUGUCCACUCCCUUGACCUAAGGACCCUCCCCAGGGUCCUGGAAAUCCAGUCAGGCAUCUAUUUUGAAGGGUCUGUUUAUGAGAUGUUUGGCAACGAAUGCUGCUUGUCAACGGGAGAAGUGAUUAAAAUCACAGGUCUCAAAAUUAAGAAGAUCAUGGCUGAAAUUUGUGAGGGUCAUACUGGAGAUGCUGAGUCUCUGAAACCUUUUGAGCUGCCCAUGAAUUUUCCAGGUCUCUUUAAGGUCAUGGCUGAUAAAACUCCAUACCUGACAAUGGAAGAAAUCACAAGAACCAUUAAUAUCGGACCCAGCAGACUAGGUCAUCCUUGCUUUUAUCGCUUGAAGGACAUAAAACUAGAGAAUCUCACUAUUAAGCAGGGUGAGCCAAUCCAGUUCAACUCAGUUGAAGAGAUUAAUGGAGAAACGCUGGUGAAUUGUGGUGUGGUCAGGAAUCACCAGCGCCACUCAUUUACUUUGCCAUUGUCACAAGAAGGAGAAUUUUAUGAGUGUGAGGAUGAACAUAUCUAUACCCUAAGAGAAAUUGUCGAAUGGAAGAUUCCCAAGAACAGAACACGGACAGUGAAACUUACAGAUUUCUCAAAUAAGUGGGACUCAACCAAUCCAUUCCCAGAAGACUUUUAUGGUACACUGAUUCUCAAGCCCGUUUAUGAAAUCCAAGGUGUUCUGAAAUUUCAAAAGGACAUAGUCCGGAUUCUUCCCAGUUUAGACGUUGAAGUCAAAGAUAUUACUGACUCUUAUGAUGCUAACUGGUUUCUUCAGUUGCUGUCUACAGACGAUCUUUGUGAAAUGACCAGCAAAGAGUUUCCAGUAGUAGCUGAAGUCAUCGAAGUGUCUCAAGGGAACCAACUCUCCCAGAGUAUUUUACAGCCUGAGAAAACCAUUGUCAUCCAUAAAAAGUACCAGACUUCGAGGAUCUUAGCUUCAGAAAUUCGCAGCAACUUCCCUAAAAGACACUUCUUGAUCCCUACGAGCUACAAAGGCAAGUUCAAAAGAAGACCCCGGGAGUUCCCAACAGCCUAUGACCUGCAGAUAGUUAAGAGCAAGAAAGAAACUCUCCAUGUGGUAGCCACCAAAGCUUUUCAUACACUUCACAAGGAGCUGUCCUCUGUGUCUGUUGGAGACCAGUUUCUAGUGCAUCAUACAGAAAGCACAGAAGUUGUCUUUGAGGGAACAAGAAAAGUAAACAUUCUGACUUGUGAAAAAAUCCUCAAUAAGUCCCAUGAAGCAGCACGGCUUCCUCUGUAUAUGGAAGGUGGUUUUGUAGAGGUGGUUCAUGAUAAGAAACAAUACCAGAUAUCUGAGCUCUGUACACAGUUCUGUUGGCCCUUCAAUGUGAAGGUGGCUGUGAGAGAUCUCUCCAUUAAAGAUGACAUUUUGGCAGCUACCCCAGGACUGCAGUUGGAGGAGAACAUCACAGAUUCUUACCUACUUAUCAGUGACUUUGCAAAUCCUGGGGAAUGUUGGGAAAUUCCCAUGGGCCGCCUGAAUAUGACUGUUCGAUUAGUUAGUAGUAGUAGUUUGCCUGUGGAUGCAGGGCCACUUCAAGUUAGGAGUCUUGUGGAAGAGAUUACAGAAGAACAGUAUUACAUGAUGAGGAGGUAUGAAACUUCUCUAUCACAUCCCCCACCUCGCCCUCCCAAACAUCCCUCAGCUGAGGAAAUGAAGCUAACCUUGCUCAGCUUAGCAGAAGAAACAACAAUAAAUCUGCCUAAGUCUCCCAAGCAUCACCACGUAGACAGAGCCAAGAAGCUUCACUCAGAUCAAGGUGGUCAGAAUUCAAGAGUACCAGUUGGUUUUCAAAAUGAUUUCGCUGAUGUGGAGAGACAGAAAAGCAAGUAUGGGCCACUGCAGUAG
Molecule: messenger RNA, 2203 nt
Organism: Arvicanthis niloticus (Nile rat)
Lineage: Eukaryota; Metazoa; Chordata; Mammalia; Rodentia; Muridae
Source: RefSeq, a predicted model, not a curated record